Messenger RNA from Macadamia integrifolia, 837 nucleotides. RefSeq names its product L-type lectin-domain containing receptor kinase IX.1-like. The record is from RefSeq and is a predicted model, not a curated record. Gene Ontology annotation, cellular component: plasma membrane. Lineage: Eukaryota; Viridiplantae; Streptophyta; Magnoliopsida; Proteales; Proteaceae. The transcript has a single exon. Gene Ontology annotation, molecular function: protein kinase activity; ATP binding. Gene Ontology annotation, biological process: protein phosphorylation. The coding region runs from base 1 to 837 and encodes 278 amino acids.
AUGAGUGAUCUCAAUAUUGAUGUUGUUGUGAAAAGGAUCUCUAAAGGAUCUAGACAAGGGAUGAAGGAGUAUGCAUCAGAGGUGAAGAUCAUUAGUCGAUUGAGGCAUAGGAACCUCGUACACCUUGUUGGUUGGUGCCAUCAACGGAAAGAACUACUUCUUGUGUAUGAGUUCAUGCCCAAUGGAAGCCUUGAUUCCCAUCUAUUUCGAAAUAGGGGUUCCUCGACAUGGGAGUUAAGGUACAGGAUAGCUCUUGACUUAGCCUCUGCAUUGCAGUACCUACAUGAAGGGUGGAAUCAAUGCGUCAUCCACAUGGAUAUUAAAUCCAACAAUGUAAUUCUAGAUUCCAACUUCAAUGCUAAACUUGGGGAUUUCGGUUUGUCUAGGCUUGUGGAUAAUGAGAGAGUGUCACAAACAAGGACUCAAACAACCGAUAUAGCUGGUACCAUGGGAUACAUGGCACCUGAAUAUGUCAUUACUGGGAAAGCUAGCAAAGAAUCUGAUGUCUAUAGCUAUGGAAUUGCUCUCUUAGAAAUUUCUUGUGGGAGAAAGGCCAUUGAGAAGAUGGUUGACUCAAGUGAAAUAAGUUUGGUAGAAUGGGUUUGGGAACUCUAUGGAAGAGGAAAACAUCUAGAAGCGGCUGACCCAAGUCAAGGUAUGGAUCCUGAGAGGCAAAAAAUAGAGUGCAUGAUUGUUGUUGGGCUAUGGUGUGCUCAACAAGAUUACAAUCCCCAACCUUCUAUUUUGCAAGCUACUAAUGUUCUCAAAUUUGACGCUCCACUGCCCAUUCUCCCAUUUCGUGGGGUGCCUGUUCCUUCACCAUUCUCGAUUACAUAA